Boeremia exigua is the source of this 522-nucleotide messenger RNA. RefSeq lists its product as uncharacterized. Bases 1 to 522 code for a protein of 173 amino acids. The record is from RefSeq and is a predicted model, not a curated record. The transcript is spliced from 2 exons. Lineage: Eukaryota; Fungi; Ascomycota; Dothideomycetes; Pleosporales; Didymellaceae.
AUGUUCUCUUUCACCUCGACCGCCACCCUGCACCAUGUCACGCACCUCCCGGCAUCCACAACCCUCGCGCGCGCCCUCGUGUGCCUGCACAACCACGACCUGCUCAUCCGGCUCGACCCGGAACUCGCGCACUACGAGACACUUCCCUCGCCGACUGCCGCCCCCGACACAAAGCGCUACAAGGUGACAGAUAACAUGCACACGCUCCCGAAGGGACUGUGGGACACGACGGUCACGUUCGAAGCAGAGAUCACGAACACAGAGGACGGCAUUGAGUGGGUGAUUCGCGCGCCGUUGGGGUUGGUGCAGACGACAACGUGGCGCGUUGUUAAGCGCGCGACGCUGGGGGAGGAGAAGGGCGCGAAUGUGGUUGACGGGGAGGGUGAGCUGAGUCUAGUCGAGGAUGUGGAGAUCAAAGCGAAUCGGAUGUUGGUGGGCACGGUGAGAGGGAAGUGUGAGGAGAAUUGGAGAGGCAUACAUAGCAGGUUUGUGGGCCAUUUGAAGGAGGAUGUGAGUUCGUAG